Tuber aestivum (summer truffle) is the source of this 1002-nucleotide messenger RNA. The record is from the annotation of a GenBank genome assembly. NCBI's taxonomy places the organism in Eukaryota, Fungi, Ascomycota, Pezizomycetes, Pezizales, Tuberaceae.
AUGCACAACACUAACCAUGAGUCCACGACCCCCGCUACAUCCCUUCACCUGCGCAACACCCCCAUCUCAACAGCCCACUUCCACUCCUCUAGCACCAGCACAAUCGCCGCUGGGAGGUGAAAAUUCUUCCACAUGGGGAACCUCUCGACAGGCACUAUCCAAAAAGUGACCCGGAUAUGCGGCUACGCGGAGACGCAGAGGCCAAUGGAGACAUUCUGCAUCUCCCCAGACAGAAAAUUCAUGGCUCUCGCCGCCAGCCACGGAUUCGUCAACAAUCUGACCGCAAUGACAUGCCCGCGGGUCUGUACCGCAAAAAUUGAAGGCCGAGUUGCUGACAUAUCCUGGUGGGGUGACAGUUACGGCCUGCCGAUAUGAAAUAACGCAGGCGUGGUAUGGGAAUUCGAUGUGCUCUCGGAAAAAGAGAUCGCUCGCUAGAAAGACGAGGUUGGACACGCAACUAUGGUUCUCAAGAACGGUGGGGCCAGGUGGAUCACCAUCGGCAGCCAGAGCGGGAUCAUAAGUGUGUAUAAUCGCCCUAGGAGCUCCGGUGGUAGUGGCCAUGUUCUCACUGGUCGAACGAAGGAGAAUCCAAAGCCCGUAAGGGCACUUGAGCAAUUGACCACGGCCAUUGGCGUCAUCAAGCUCUCGCCUGAUCUUCAAGUCCUCACUGUAGCCAGUAAAGGGAAGCAGGACUCUUUGAGGAUGGGUACGUUUACGUUCCCCCCCUCCUUUUUUUCGCUUACUUAAUAAUGAAUGGUGUUUGUAGUGCAUUUGCCAGGUUGUGCGGUUUACCAAAAUUGGCCCACGUCCGGGACCACCCUAGGGAGGGCCAAGGUGAUAGGUUAGGCAGGGAAAGAGUCAUGAAUUGUAGCUAUUGGGAAUGCAGCUGGGAAGGUCAGGGUUUGCAAGAUCCAGGCUUAACUUGAGGUAACAGAAUUCACGGCUAUAGAUUACCGGUAUGUAGAAACAGAUUAUUUAUAUUAUAACGGCUAUUAUCAUUAA